This is a messenger RNA of Aspergillus calidoustus, 1539 nucleotides long. The record is from the annotation of a GenBank genome assembly. Lineage: Eukaryota; Fungi; Ascomycota; Eurotiomycetes; Eurotiales; Aspergillaceae.
AUGACAAUCCACCACAAUCGUCUAAGAUGUGCGUACUUCACCUCCAUGCACUCGCUGGCCCUGACCCUGGACCAUCAUGCGUACCUUAUGUUCCCUCCCCUCCUCCUCCUUACAACUCUUCCAUUUCUAGCUCUACAACGACCUCAUCCACAACGUUUUCCCACAAUCUCCCCUUCCAUCCAGCUCCUCCUCACAACCUACCAAACAUCCCUCCCAACAAUCCUCCUCAUCACCAGCCAGUAUGUCCUAGGCUACCUGAUCCUCGGCUUCGUCGCAACAUUUACCCCCGCAACAUCCUGCCUGCGCCACGCAACCGUAGCGCUAAUCUUCGCCCUCGCCAUCUCCAUCCAGAUCGCCGUGUCCCAUGGAGUCAGCCUGCCCGUCCCAAUCGCUCAAUACGGGACCGUUGCGAUCACUGCUUGGACGCAGGUGUUUAGUGCGAUUGAUAUCCUCCUUCUUAAACGGGUUACGUAUGAGGAGCAUGUCGCUUGGGUAAGUAAGCGAAACCAGGAUAGGGGCAGGGACAACAACGAGAAAGUGAAACCUAUUCGGGAUAGUGGGACAGGAAACAAGCAGGGGACACCGACACCGCGUCAAGGGUCUAUCUGGGAAGCAAUGUACUUCGCGAUCUGUCUGCCCAACAACACCCGCCUACUCGGCACAAAAUGGCAGAUCAGCUCCGUCUACAACUUCUACAACUUCUACAACUGCUCUGGUCCGAUCCCCCCGCCCUCCCGGGCAAAGUUCCUCCGCGUGCGAGCCUGCACGCUCAUAUCGAGCCUCCUCGUGGGCGCAGUAUGCCUCGUUUACAUGAUUGCUCCCUGCUCGAACUCGUCCUCAUCCUGGCUCCCAAUCCCAUCCCGAGCCACGCUCGCCACCGUCCUACAACAGACCCCCUCUGAGCUCCCCCACCCAGCCUCCUUGACGAAGCCGCCCGGUGUGCAAUUUUACCUCUAUGCACUAUUCAUCGGCUCGGUCUUCCUCCUGCACAAGGUUGGGUAUACCUUCUACUCCCUGGUCGCCGUGGGAUGCCACCUUUCUCCGCCGGAACAUUGGCCGCCGUUCUACGGGGCAGCGUCGGAGGCGUGGACAGUGCGGAGGUUUUGGGGGAAUUUCUGGCACCAAAUCUUCCGCUCCUUCCUGGACUCGAACGCCAACUUUAUUGUUUCUCUGCUGGGCCUGCGACGGCAGUCACUCGUCUGCCGGUACAUGCGAUAUACCAUCGGCUUCUUCAUCUCGGGUUUCCUCCACCUGACCCUCGACCAUGCCCUUGGCAUUCGGGGACCAGAGUUACUUGGAGCGAUGAUCGCAUACCUCCUGCAGCCGAUUGCGUUUGCUAUUGAGGAUCUGGUCGGUGUCAUUUUUCAAAAGUAUAGUAGUGGCAAAGCAGGCGAGACCAAAGACAGGGAAACGUUUAGGAGGAGGAGAAAGCUUAUAGGAUACAUCUGGGUGGCGGCGUUUAUAUUCUGGAGCUGGCGGUUCUGGGGUUUUAUUCUCUUGAAGCGGGUGCUUUUGGUCGAUGGCCAGGUAGGUGGGUAG